Messenger RNA from Mauremys reevesii (Reeves's turtle), 1104 nucleotides. Its product is annotated as class I histocompatibility antigen, F10 alpha chain-like. The coding region runs from base 1 to 1104 and encodes 367 amino acids. Gene Ontology annotation, cellular component: external side of plasma membrane. Gene Ontology annotation, biological process: immune response. The transcript has 6 exons. The record is from RefSeq and is a predicted model, not a curated record. Lineage: Eukaryota; Metazoa; Chordata; Testudines; Geoemydidae.
AUGACGAGCAGCCUCGGGCUGCGUCCUGAUUGGACGGGCCCGGGCAGCAGUGACUCUGCAGAACGUGAAAGUGAAAGUGCCGGGACAGCGCUGGUGACAGCGCUCGUGCGAGUUAGUGCGAGGGACACAGCAGGGCACCACAGCCUGUCCGUGCUAGUCACAGCCGUCAUCAACGAAGACGGGACCCAUCACUUCAUCAUGAUCGCCCGGCUGGAUGAUGUUCAGUUCGCGAACUACAGCAGUGACACGCGAGAGGUCAGAGCCACCCACGAGUGGGUGGCACAGACCCUGGGCGCUGAGUUUCUCCAGGAAAAGACCCAGGAGUUCCGGAGGCUUGAAGAGACCUUCAAAGGAGAUAUCAGGAGUUGGAUGCAGCUGCACAACCAGACGGGUGGGAUUCACACCGAGCAGCUUCACAAGGCCUGUGUUCUGAGCAACCACAUCCGUGUGGCCCCAAUUUAUCAGUUCGCCUAUGAUGGGAGGGACUUUAUCAGCUUUGAUACCCAGACGGGGACGUGGGUCGCAGCCGUGCAGCUGGCCUUCGCCCAGAAGCAGCGCUGGGAGAUGGGGAAGACCCGCACUCAGUAUGUCCAGUGGCACCUGCAGCACGAGUGCCUGGACCUCCUGCAGCGCCUGUUACAGGCCGGGAGGGCGGUGGUGGAGCAGCAGGUGCCCCCCGUGCUCUCGGUUUCCCGCAGAGACAACCCUGACGGCUUUGCCACCCUCUCCUGCCGCGCCCGGGGUUUUUACCCACGUCCCAUCCACGUCUCCUGGGUGCAGGAUGGAGAAGUCAUCCUGGCGGAGACGGACUCCAGCGGGAUCCUGCCCAACGCCGACGGCACCUACUACACGCAGUCGUCCCUAGAGAUCUCCCUGCAGCAGGACGGGCACCGCUACGCCUGCCGGGUGGAGCACAGCAGCCUGGGGGAGCCCACGCUCGUCUGGGCCCCUGGGAAGAAGGGCCCCCUGCCCCCCUGGGUCCUGGCCGCCAUCGUCCUGGCCGUGCUGGUUCUGGCUGGAGCCGUAGGGGCCGGCGUCAUCCUGUGGAGGAGAAAAUCAGCAGGCCCCAUGAAACCUGGCUACGCUCCAGCAGCCAGUGAGUAA